Molecule: messenger RNA, 2364 nt
Organism: Aspergillus mulundensis
Lineage: Eukaryota; Fungi; Ascomycota; Eurotiomycetes; Eurotiales; Aspergillaceae
Exons: 2
Coding region: 1-2364 (787 amino acids)
Source: RefSeq, a predicted model, not a curated record
AUGGCGCAGGAUCUCGACCGUCCUUCCACCGGUGCAUCCAGCAGUGACACCCCCGAUCAUUCGGUUCAUAUGCGGUCAAGGUCGACCGCUCAUACCCAGAGCCCUAAAAGACUAUCCGUCUUCAGUGGCCGUUCUCGAAGCAAUACCACAACUUCCACUCCCUCUAUCACCUCUUCGCGCCGUUCACAGGUCUCAUCAAUGGCCUCCAACGAGAACGUCCCUAUGCCCUUCGCGCAUGAGGACCGGAUAACUCCUGCAGCCGGCGUGCGCCACGACCGGCAUGAAAGUACAACAAAGUCACUCUUCUUACGUGGAAGCCGCAUUCUGCGCCGUCAAGGAAGCAAGGUCACCAUGGUCGGUCCCUUAGACGAAGAAGAGGAUGCAGAACGCGAUAAAUCCCGUUUCGAUUUCAGCCGUCGCAAGUCACGGUCGAAUGACAGCCAUGAGCAUAUGAAGCGCAUGAUCUCAGAUCCCUUCGAUUUCCACCACCUGACUCAUACCAGCCCUGCUCAAUUCGAGGCGCUGGGCAAGACCCGUGAGAAUGAACUGGUUACCGAAUUUUCUGCCAUUCGAGCUUCCCAAAAGCCCGUCACAAAUCUGAAGGGCAUUCGAGCAGAAGAUAUACAAAUGCGCAGCCUUUCAACGGAAGAUUUUUGUCACUGCGUGCCCGAAGACAUUAACGAGGGCCCGUUGCCUAUUAGUCCACCACGUUCCCCUGGGGCGAGAUCUACCAGUCCACAAGUUUUAGAGUAUCGGCCUUUGCGAGAGUCCCGGGUGUUCGAGAAUUUUUCGCGGCCUGUACCAAGGUAUCCUCGCGGCGAUGCUGCAUCGUCACCACCGCGUGCUUCUUCGCCUAGAUUGGCGUCUUCUCCCGAGAUACCGGAGCCUUCGCGUCGAGUGAUCGAUGAGAUUCUGGACUUGGACUCCCGGCAACAAUACCCCGAACAUGCCUACUACGCGGAUGACGAUUCGGCGCACGACAUUUCACCAAAGAGCCGCAAUUUGGAGGAGAUGAUGCGGUCAAGCCUAGGUCAUGCCAUUACCACCGGUGUCGACAAUGAUAAUAGAGAAACGAGAACUGCGUCAGCACUCGCAAGUCCGACAUCCGAAUUGGAGGAUGUUCCGGAGGAGGACGAAGCAACGCACUGGCAUGAUAGUCCCCAAUCUCAGCAAUCAGAAUACCCGGCAUCUCUUGGGAGCCAAGUGUCUCCCAAAGCCAUUGUCGCCCCAAAGUCCCACUUGUCGAUUGACGUGGCCAAGGAACUCUCGAAAAAAUUUACGGAAGCACUAGGGUCGCCUACUCUUCCUCAAUAUCUUGCAGAUCGGGCGGUCAUGCCCGUCGACGAACACCGCGCUCAAUCGUCCCUUCGCAGGCAACCAUCGGUUCAUAAAACCAUCCACGAGACCAUCUACGAGUCUUGGGAUGACGAUAUUGACUACUGUUACGAGCACGCAGCGGAAUCAAGUUCGGACUUUGACUGGGCACGGACUUCGUUCGAAGAAUCGAAUAGGGUUGCAGUCACUAUUACCGCCUCCAAUCCUGCUACCUCGUCAGCGCAUCACCCGGUGUCUUCGUCUAACUCAAGGUGCCUUGGCACGUCGGACCUGUCCACUCCUGACUUGAACUCCAGCUGUUUGCAGUCAGCGCCCAGCUCACGCCUAGCCAUAGCGCCUUCGGGUAAUGCCUAUGAGGGAGAGAAGAAUGGAGACUUCUUCCAAUCAGUCAGUUCCUCAAUGUUGUCAGGAGCUUUGACUAAACACAUCCCCCAAGAUGCUCUGUACGAGGAUUACCUCGCGACUGAUGGAGAAUCAGAUCGACAUUUCUCAUUCUAUUCACAGAGCGGGCUUCAGGCUAUAGACCAGCCCGUCUCUCCUCGGAGCAGCUUUUCCCCCAUAAGCAAAUACAACUCACAAGAAAGCCUAAUCUUAUCCCGUGCUGCCUCGAUUGUACGGAAGCAUCGAUCGUCCGUUUCGACUACGAGCGUGCCUGAAUUGGUACAUAGCCUGGCGAGUAGCCGCGACUUUUCCUCCUCAGACCUUAUGCUUCCUGGCGAACAGUCCGAGUUAGUGCGCAACGAUUCCUCCCGCUCGUCUAAUCACCGGCAGACUAAAAGCUUAGCACGAGAACUUGAAACCCAAAUCAUGUCUCGGCCGGAUGGCAAUGGCAGCACCGAUUCCACCAAGCUGAUGGGCGUAUACCCUCACGAUCGCGCAAAAUCUACCUCUGAAGUGGAGGCCGCUCCCUUGGUGAGCAAGGCCAUGAGACCUGAACUUCCUUCAAAGAGCGCACUUCGAAAGAAAGGUCGCACAACAUCCUACUCACUUUUUCCUUCGCCGACUCUUCCCUCACCUGCAAACUCAUAA